Molecule: messenger RNA, 2690 nt
Organism: Amphibalanus amphitrite
Lineage: Eukaryota; Metazoa; Arthropoda; Thecostraca; Balanomorpha; Balanidae
Product: diphosphoinositol polyphosphate phosphohydrolase 1-like
Exons: 5
Coding region: 859-1317 (152 amino acids)
Biological process (GO): diadenosine pentaphosphate catabolic process; adenosine 5'-(hexahydrogen pentaphosphate) catabolic process; diphosphoinositol polyphosphate metabolic process
Cellular component (GO): cytoplasm; nucleus
Molecular function (GO): diphosphoinositol-polyphosphate diphosphatase activity; bis(5'-adenosyl)-pentaphosphatase activity; endopolyphosphatase activity
Source: RefSeq, a predicted model, not a curated record
GUUUCCCCGUGAGACUACAGUGGGCUGCGGAGGUGGAUCAGUGACAGUGACGACACAACUCAGGCGUCAAUAGUUCCAUGCGCAAAGACGAUGCGCACACAAAACAGCUGCGAACGAAAACGUAGUUUGAAGUGAUAUUUCACCUAUAUUAAAAAAAUCCUUUAAAAAAUCCAAAACUUCGAUUAACGCCGGAUUGCAAUGCAAUGUUAUUUUUGUGAAUCGAGGCAUUCGUCCUUGGGAAAAAUCAGCUGAUUGACGAUAAGCCCCGUAAAAAAUCAGCUGAUCACUAAGCCCCGCCUUCCUCACCUCGACGUCGACCAAUCACAGGACGCGAAGCGACAGGGAGCAGCAGCUCCCUCUUUCGGCGAGUCAGGCAACUCGAAUGUGUCCCGUGGAGGCUCCGCUGAGGGGUGCGGGUCAUUUCCGAGGUCUUGUGGGUGGUUGAGGGGGCCACAUCUGGCGUUUCAUGCGAGAGGCUUGUGCAAAUUGUGUGUGCUUUCUAGUUUGAUCAGAAAAUAAUUCUCUCAAGAGUUUUCAAGGUGUAAAUAUCUUGCUUUGGCUCAAUUUCCACCUAACAUUUACCAGUGCAAGUUGAAGGCGGUGUUUUGCCGCUGUUAUGCCGAUAUAGGCGUAAUUGAAAAAAUACGUUUUAAAUUUAUUAUCCCCUCCUGCCAAAGCUUUGCUGAGGCUGCAGCUAUUCAUAUUUGAUUACGCUCUGGAGUGAGGAAGGUCUAGCUAAAUCAAGAUGGUCUGAAAGUGCUUGACAAAACUUACUCCAACAUUGGAAGGAAAAUCAAAGUUGCCUUGAAGGUCAAGAGCUGUGCACUUUAAGGACCAAGAAGUAAAGAUUGCUUAAGCAUGAAAGACAAACCUAAUUCAACAAGAACCUAUGAUGCUGAUGGCUAUCGCCUUCGUGCAGCUGGCGUCUGCGUCAAGGAUGAGAUGGAGAGGGAGGUCCUGCUGGUCUCCUCCUCCAAGGAGCCGGACAAGUGGGUAGUUCCCGGUGGCGGGAUCGAGCCCAACGAGCAGGCGCACCUGGCGGCGCUGCGUGAGGUCCGUGAGGAGGCCGGCGUCGAGGGACACCUAGGCAGGUGCCUCGGGGUCUUCGAGGUGAGCAAUACCGAGAGGAAACACCGCACUGCCGUCUACAUUCUGCUGGUCACUGCCGAGCUACCCGAGUGGGAGGAUUCGGUCAAUAUCGGUCGGCGGCGGAAAUGGUUUGACCUGGAGGACGCCGUGCGGGAGCUGAAUGAAAAUAAGCCCGUCCAAUCUGGGUACCUCAGGUUACUCCUCAAGAGCAAAGAGAAGGACUCCUGACCCGACUCGUAGGCUGACGGCGGAUGGCCCUCCCGGUGGGCCGCGGAGGGGGCGGCGGGUGACCUCUGAUCGGGGUACGGACUGUGACCUCUGACCUCACAGAGAUGAGCCGGACAGCCCGCGGCGGCCGGCUCGACAGCCGGCGCCCGGGGCCGACUCGAGUGAAGCCUCAUUCGGUCAAGUGGCUGAGCCGACGGCCGGUCUGCCGGGGCAGGUCCGGUUUCAAUCGGUCGGUCCGUUCAGACACCUCUCCCCGCCCCGCUCUGCCUGACGGGAGCGCCGUGACCAGAGCCGGGCUAGUUUUGUAUCCAGCCAGCGCGUGGGUGAAGUCGAGCCAGCUUCAUCGAAAGGACGCUUUUUGAAUUGUUUAUCUCCGUGUCUGUGUGCGGGGGCGGCCGCUCGGCGCGCUGCCUCCUCCGUUCGUGUCGAGCGCGGACGUCGCUGGCCCUCUCUCCGGCCGUCGUCGUCGGACGGACAUGUGUCCGGAGAGGGUGCAGCGGUGUCCCUGCCGCGGAGUCGCGGUGCCGCCGGUCCCUCGCCGACCGCCUCUUGGAUAUGUGCAAUAUUUGUGACGCGCGCGCGCGCCGGGCCACUGUACGAGGUCAGUUGUGCUCGCGCGAGCCGCCGCCACCUCUGCUGCUAUGGCCGUCUCUCCGAAAUCUCAGUGGAGCGUCCCACUAGGCGGCGCUGUCGUCGCUGCGUGCCUCGACCCGAGGCCGGCGCGUGUGGGCACACCGUGUGACUGGGUGGGAUGGAUUGAGCGAGAGAGCGGCGCGGCACGAAGGAAGUCCGAAUUAUUUUCGAUAUACCCGGACUGGGCUGUCUUGUUUGCGUGGAGCUGCGCCGGCGGGUGGCGCCGCAGCGAUGGCUCCUGCGUGAGCCGCGGAUUGUCACGUCUUUUGUCGUGGGUAAAGAUGAUGCCGCCGUCUAUUUUGUCAUGUAUGUUUCUGUGGUCGCCGCCGCCGCCGCCGGUGUGGCACCUGUCUUUCGUCGGUCACGCGAAUUCAUUCGAAUCAAAUCACCGGCCCGCGUCAGCCCUGCGGUGGCGCCGUCUGUCGUGGUGCCGCGAGGGAGCCGCCGAUACCGCCACCUCCCGGCCAAAGAGUGUACCACAGUUUGCGCAGUCUCCCGCUACGUAAUCGCUCCCAUCAUCUACCGCCUCGCAGCCGUGCAACUGACGAACCAACAUCUAAAUUCAAACUAGUCGACCCCGCAUCGCUCCCUCGCGGACCAGUGACCCGUGGAACGGCGGUUGGCCUGGGGCGAGGCGCCAGGCGCUCUUCUGUUCACCUCGUAUCGUGGCUUGCUCUUGUUUCGGUGCCGCGUCCGUCAAUAAAAGGAGUGUGGUGCCCAAAAGGCCACGUUUUGUUGUA